This is a messenger RNA of Trifolium pratense (red clover), 1094 nucleotides long. RefSeq lists its product as uncharacterized. Lineage: Eukaryota; Viridiplantae; Streptophyta; Magnoliopsida; Fabales; Fabaceae. The record is from RefSeq and is a predicted model, not a curated record. Gene Ontology annotation, biological process: mitotic sister chromatid cohesion. Gene Ontology annotation, cellular component: cytoplasm; NatA complex. Gene Ontology annotation, molecular function: N-acetyltransferase activity. Bases 120 to 959 code for a protein of 279 amino acids. The transcript is spliced from 4 exons.
AUGGAUUUCUUAGAUAAACAAUGAAAAAUACAAAUACCAACUACAAACUUAGGAGUAUUAUGCAUAAAAAAAAACAAGGCUAUGUAGCCUAACCUUACAAUUUUUUUUUCUUCUUAUGAAUGGCUCAUUUAUUUUCAAUCAACCUUAAUGCUUCUCAUAAACUAGUUAUAUGUUCAAAUUUGAGGUAUUAUGGUAUUAAAACAACACCAAAAAAUGCAUGUUAUAGAGUUAGAAGAACUUGGAGGGGUUCAAUGUUGCAAUGCUGCAGUACAAGUAGUAGUAGUAGUAGUAGUUCAGAACAAUUAUAUUUUGCUAAUCAAAAAGUGAAAUUGGAGAUUGAGAAUGAUAGUGAAAAUAUGAAGCAAAAAAUUGAUUUUUUGGUGUGUGAAUAUGGAUGGAGAAUAAGGAGAUUGAUUAUGAAUGCUGAUGAGAUAAAGAUGGCAGCUGAUGUUCAAGCUGAAGCUUUUCAUGUUCCUGUGGCUCUUUUCAAUGAUCUGUUCUUUCAAUUCUUUAAGGCUGAAGUGCUUUCAGGGCUCCUUUACAAGCUUAAAAACUCACCUCCCAAUAGGUAUGCUUGUUUAGUGGCUGAGAAUGAUCAAGAAUCAUCAAAACAACUUGUUGGUGUCAUUGAUGUAACUGUAAUGAGAGAUCAAGAUGUGCUUCAACAUCUCCCUGAUGAAGCACAAGAGUACCUUUACAUAUCAGGAAUAGGUGUCUCCAAUGCUUUCAGGAGGAUGAAAAUAGCAACUGCUUUGUUAAAAGCAUGUGACAAGAUUUCCAAUUUAUGGGGUUAUGAGUUUCUUGCCCUUAGAGCUUAUGAAGAAGAUAUAGGUGCAAGAACAUUGUACACAAAUGCUGGCUACCAACUUGUUUCUAAAGAUCCACCAUGGACAAGUAAUUGGAUUGGAAGGAAAUGUCGAGUUCUUAUGAUCAAAAGAAUUAGUUUAUUGCCUAAGUAGAUUAUUAAUUCAAAAUAUUAAGAUAUAUCUAAACAAAUUAAGAGAAAAGGAAAUUGUAUUCUAUGUACAUAGCAUGUUGUAGCAUAUUUAGUUCAUUAUUUCUCAAUGAUUACACACAAAACUAGUUUUCUCCAA